Molecule: messenger RNA, 1341 nt
Organism: Didymella exigua CBS 183.55
Lineage: Eukaryota; Fungi; Ascomycota; Dothideomycetes; Pleosporales; Didymellaceae
Product: methionine aminopeptidase 2
Exons: 3
Coding region: 1-1341 (446 amino acids)
Biological process (GO): proteolysis
Molecular function (GO): metalloaminopeptidase activity
Source: RefSeq, a predicted model, not a curated record
AUGGCGGCGCAGGUAGAAAGCGGUGUCGCCGACUUGAAGUUGGACGACUCCAAGCCUGCGAACGGCGCAGCGCAGAACGCCGAGAAGAAGGCGGAGGGCGCGGAGCACGACGACUCGGACGACGACAACGAGGCCGACGAGGGCGCUGUCGAGGGCGCUGCAAAAAAGAAGAAGAAGAGAAAGCCCCGGAAGAAGAAGAAGGCCGGGGCUGCGGGCGCUGCUGGCGCGAAGACCCAGACGUCCCCUCCCCGCGUGCCCCUCUCCGAUCUGUACCCCAACAACGACUACCCCGAGGGCGAGAUCUGCGAGUAUCUCGAUGAGAACAGCUACCGCACCACGAGCGAGGAGAAGCGCCACCUCGACCGCCUGAACAACGACUUCCUGACCGACUACCGCAAGGGCGCCGAGAUCCACCGUCAGGUCAGGCAAUGGGCGCAGAACUGGAUCAAGCCCGGCAUGGGCCUGACAGAGAUUGCCGAGGGCAUCGAGGACUCUGUGCGCCACCUCACCGGCCACAUGGGUCUCGAGAUGGGCGACGCGCAGAUCGCAGGAAUGGGCUUCCCCACUGGCCUCAGCAUCAACCACUGCGCAGCGCACUACACCCCCAACGCCGGCAACAAGAUGGUCGUCAACUACGAGGAUGUCAUGAAGGUCGACUUUGGUGUCCACAUCAACGGCCGCAUCGUCGACAGCGCCUUCACCGUCACCUUUGAUCCCGUGUACGACAACCUCGUCGAGGCGUGUAAAGCCGCCACCAACGCCGGUAUCAAGGAAGCCGGUAUCGACGUGCGCAUGAGCGACAUCGGUGCCGCGAUCCAGGAAGUCAUGGAGAGCUACGAGGUCGAGAUCAAGGGCCAGAUGCUGCCUGUCAAGUGUAUCCGCAACCUCAACGGACACAGCAUCGGCCACUACACCAUCCACGGCGGCAAGACGGUGCCAAUCGUCAAGAGCAACGAUCAGACCAAGAUGGAGGAGGGCGAGACGUACGCCGUCGAGACAUUCGGUUCCACGGGCAAGGGCUACGUCCGUGAUGAUAUGGAGACAAGCCACUACGCGCUGAAGCCUGAUGCGCCCAAGGUCGCGCUCAGAGUCAGCAGUGCGAAGACGCUGCUCAACUCGAUUACCAAGAACUUUGGUACACUUCCGUGGUGCAGGCGUUACUUGGAUCGUCUCGGUCAUGACAAGUAUCUUCUGGGCUUGAACAACCUCGUCUCGGCUGGUAUUGUGGAGGCGUACCCGCCGCUGUGCGAUAUCAAGGGCAGCUACACAGCACAGAGCGAGCAUACUUUUAUCCUUCGACCAAACGUCAAGGAGGUCGUCAGUCGCGGCGACGACUACUAG